Tilletiaria anomala UBC 951 is the source of this 891-nucleotide messenger RNA. RefSeq lists its product as uncharacterized. Gene Ontology annotation, biological process: regulation of signal transduction. The transcript has 5 exons. NCBI's taxonomy places the organism in Eukaryota, Fungi, Basidiomycota, Exobasidiomycetes, Georgefischeriales, Tilletiariaceae. The coding region runs from base 1 to 891 and encodes 296 amino acids. Gene Ontology annotation, molecular function: protein phosphatase inhibitor activity. The record is from RefSeq and is a predicted model, not a curated record.
AUGCAAGGUGAAGAGCCACCUCGCCUGCACGCCCCACCGCCCUCGGCUGCGGCGCCCAAACCCAAAGGCAUCCUCAAGAAUGCACAGUCACAUUCUUCAGGAAAUGUCCCAACAAUAGGGCCCGCUGAGGGUCUUCAAUGGGACGAGACGAAUCUCACACUUCACGAAAUCGAGCGCGAGAACAUGGCUGCCAGGAUGAAGGUUGAUGAACCCAAGACUCCCUUCGUGCGAGGCACCAGCUUGGGUCCGGACGACAUAGGCGACGACAGUGAGUGUGAACUGUCAUAUUGCAGCAGCCCUGCCUCUGGCUCUGUAUCCGGAUCUCGCACUGGCUCUCGCCGCUCAUCCGCUGCCGAUCUAACCAAAGCAAACACAGCAGCCAACGCGCGGACGGGCUCCCUCACCCCCGCUGUUGGCGACGCAAGUGGUGGAUUGGGCAUCAAGGUGCCCAGUGAUAUAGGAGGUGAUGGCGACUCGGAGAUGGCGGCUGCUCCCCCCGGGGGCUCGCGAAGGAGGAGCAGUAGCUGCCGCUCAUCCAGCGCCCGCCCUGAUGCUGGCGAAGCAGCAGACUCAACCCGUAAUGGUUUGCGGCGCGAGCGCGACGACCGUGAGAUCGUCAAUGGACAUGGCGCUGCACUUGCUGACGGAGAUGAAGAAGCAUUCGAUUCGUCAGAGGGGGAGGAAGAUGUGGACGAAGAGACGAAGGAGAAGCAUGACGCAUUUGCAGCCAAGCGUAAAGGUCACUACGGCAAUGAGGCAGAAGCGCUCAAGGCGGCUAAGUUGCUUGCGCAGCAGGACGACGAGGACGAUGAAGAUGAUGACGAUGACGAAAGCAGCUUGCCACCGCUAGCUGUGCCGCCGCUGCCUGCUAACAUUAACGGUGGGCAGUGA